Wasmannia auropunctata (little fire ant) is the source of this 1343-nucleotide messenger RNA. RefSeq names its product probable enoyl-CoA hydratase, mitochondrial (gene Echs1). Gene Ontology annotation, molecular function: enoyl-CoA hydratase activity. Gene Ontology annotation, biological process: fatty acid beta-oxidation. The coding region runs from base 106 to 996 and encodes 296 amino acids. NCBI's taxonomy places the organism in Eukaryota, Metazoa, Arthropoda, Insecta, Hymenoptera, Formicidae. The record is from RefSeq and is a predicted model, not a curated record. The transcript is spliced from 7 exons. Gene Ontology annotation, cellular component: mitochondrion.
CAGGAUUGACGUGAUAUUAUCAGAGCAGUCACGAGCCCACGAGACGAGCUUGGUUAGCUUGGAUGUCGUAAUUGUCAUUUUUUCACGGGCGCCUGAACGAUCAACAUGUCCGUCAGCCGUGUGUCGCAGAUUUUAUUCUCGCGCGUGUCGCACGUGGCCCGAAAACCGCAGCAGUACGUCGCGCCCGCCUUCAGGUAUUAUUCUUGCCAAACUGGCAAUUAUGAAUUCAUCAAAGUCGAGACUGUGGGUGAAAAGAAGAACGUGGGCAUUAUCACCUUGAACAGGCCAAAGGUUUUAAAUGCUCUGUGCGAUCAAUUAAUGACCGAAAUAAAUCACGCCUUGGAGCAUAUGGACUCGGAUUCGGCCAUCGCCGCCAUCGUUCUGACCGGAAGUGAAAAGGCAUUCGCAGCUGGUGCCGACAUCAAGGAAAUGAAGGAUAACUCGUACGCAUCGAACUUGAAACAUAACUUUAUAGCUCACUGGAACGGAGUUGCCAAAAGCAGAAAGCCCCUAAUUGCUGCCGUAAAUGGUUUUGCUUUGGGCGGAGGGAACGAGCUCGCAAUGAUGUGCGAUAUUAUUUACGCCGGUGACAAAGCCAAGUUCAGCCAACCAGAAAUCGCCAUCGGCACGAUUCCCGGAGCAGGCGGUACCCAGAGGCUACCCAGGAUCAUCGGCAAGAGCAAGGCCAUGGAAAUGGUACUCACCGGCAACAUGAUAUCCGCGGAAGAAGCUGAGAGAAGCGGUUUGGUCAGCAAAGUCUUUCCCGCUGACAAAGUCGUCGAAGAGGCGGUGAAACUGGGCGAAAAGAUCGCAUCUCACUCACCGUUGGUUGUCGCGAUAGCUAAGGAAGCUGUUAAUGCUGCAUACGAAACCACAUUGCAACAGGGACUUCUGUUCGAAAAGAGACUGUUCCACAGCACUUUCUCUCUGGCUGAUAGAAAGGAAGGAAUGGCAGCUUUCUUGGAGAAGCGCUCGCCGAAAUAUACAAAUCAGUAGAUUUUGCAUUUAUCUCUGUCUGCGAAAAGAGAGAAGGAACGCGAAGUGUUCAUGAAUAUUUUUAAAAAUAUUUUUAUACUGCAUCUUUUUGUAAUGAAAACCCUUUCUAAUGUGUCUUGCCUUUGCUUUUCACUGAUCGAUAGAUCUAUCAAACUUCUGUUUGAAACUCUCUUCUUUCUCUUUGAGAGAGAGAAAAAAAUGUUUAUAUAUAAUGUUCAGUUAAGAGGUUAAACAUGAGAUAUUUACCUAUUAUAUUUGUUACGACAUAUACAUGUAUAUACUGCAAUAAACUUUCGCAAGAAACAAUGCAACGAUGAGUGAUUGCAAGAACAGGCGCAACGUUCAAA